AUGGGGAACGUUCUGUUGGUCCCGAAGCGAAGCCUCAAUCCUGGGAUCUUGCGCGUUAACAAACAGAUAUAUGCGGAAAGCUACGAAGUCAUGGUCAAAACCAACCGCUUUGUUCACGUGUGUUGCACGGGCGGUGUUCAUUUCGUCUACAUGUGCGUGGAGCACCGCGUGCCGAUGAUAGUGUUUGAAUCAGAUGCCGACGAGAAAAGAGAAGAAACCAACAGUAGUCAGGAGGCUGGAGGGGUCACACAGCGGUUCCGAGGCUAUGCUCUACGCGUGACGAUUGGGAACAGUCGCCAAGACUGGAGGGAGCUGCUGCCACGCUCAGUCUUCCUGGAACCGGCCAAUAUCAUCAUGCUCUUCGAAGACGUCGAUAAGUUGUGCCGAGCAAUUUUGCGGGGCGACCAUCGUCUAGACGACUACAGGAUGCCGCUGUCGUUAGACAUUGAGGUCGGCCCGGUUGUAACACGUCCGCCGUUCCAGUUGCAGCCGCUGACCGAGUACUUCUCCUCGACCAAGACACAGGAAUAUCUUCUCGCGCCCUUCCGAGCGAGGAUUCGCGGUAUGCCGCAGACCACCAUCAGCGGAAGUGUAGAUCGCAUGAUUGCUGAAGCGGUCGAAGAAGAAGCCUCACGGGAGAGAUACGUUGAUUCGGUCGCGCUUCUCGAGUCGUGGGCCGCAGGGCAGAAAUACGGUUGGCAACGUUUAGUAGCUGGAGACACAGAAGGGGCCCUGGCAUACUGGUGCGAUGUCACCUAUCAGAUUGAGGAAGCACAUAGGGGAUCGUCCUGGGAAAGGCUCAUUCAGAAAGGAGGCCCUUCGUUCGUGGCACGCGUAGCUGAGCUCUACUUCGCUUUGAACCUUGACGUUACCGAUGUGGGUUUAGCGUGGAUGGAGAAAGGCAAAUUCGAUGUCCUUCCUGGCACCAAGGCGGCUGUGACGUCGUUGAAGUCUAGCAUGGAAGAAGGAUUCUGGGGAAUGGAACUUGACUGGGAACCCUCACAAGCUCAGAAAGUCAAGUGGUGGUCUAAUUUUGCGAAGCUCAUGAGAUUGGAGGGCCUUGGAGCCACGAUUCCGUUCGCGGUUGCUGCGAUUAAUGCGGCGUUGAGUCUAAGUCCAGAGGACGCUGCCGUGUUGAGUGAGAAGCAGAACAUAGAAGAUUGGGUAACGAACUUCGGUUUAUGA
This is a messenger RNA of Didymosphaeria variabile, 1185 nucleotides long. RefSeq lists its product as uncharacterized. The transcript has a single exon. The record is from RefSeq and is a predicted model, not a curated record. Lineage: Eukaryota; Fungi; Ascomycota; Dothideomycetes; Pleosporales; Didymosphaeriaceae. The coding region runs from base 1 to 1185 and encodes 394 amino acids.